UGGAGACGCGGCCCCGCCGCCAACCGGCCCCGCCCCGCCCGAGGCGCCCGGCCCCGCGGCCCGCGAGUCGUGCAGGCGCCUCCGCGCGGGUGGCCGGGGCGGCGACGGCUGCAGGGCGCGGGGACCCCCCGGAUGCUUGGAGCCGGGGAAGGCGCUGGUGGCCGGGGGAGUGCCAGCGCCCCCAGCACGGCGGCUCACGGCGCUGCCCCCGCGGGCGCUCAGGACGCAGGUCGCAGACGUGGACACUAGCGCUCUAGCCAGUGGGUUGCCCGGGGUCGCCCCCCACGAUCACCUUGAGGAGGAGCUGAAGACUGGCCGUUAAGCGAGCGCCGAACAAACGCCGCUUCCAAAUCCCUGGCAGGAUCAGAACGGCUCUGCGGGGCUGAAAGCGACCCCAGCACGGAUCCUGCCUGGUUGCACCAUGUCCUUUCAUUCGGGACACCGGAUACACCUUUUGGGAUUAAGUGGUGCAAGUCGCGGUGUCAGAAUCGCAGUGGACACCUGACACGUCCCGCCCCCGACCCCACGUGGGUGCCUCCUCCCUGUCAACUGCACACCUAACACAGUGCACACGGGAAGCGCUGCGGCCAGGGCGCCACGGACCUUGCUGACUCCCGUGUGGUUCUUAGGUGUCUUUUCAGAAUGCUCCGAGGCGCCUCUCAGGUUUCCUUGCAGAGAAGCUCCACACGGGUGUCGCCUGCAGAUGGCCUGGAUGUCUCAUUUGUACCCCUAAGUGCAAAGAAGGACUCCUCCAAACCUAACAGCUGAAAAACCGGUGCAUUCGUGUGAUUCAUAAAAAGCGGGGGGCAGCUGUCCAGGAGCACAGGCUCAGAGGCCGCGAGCCCAGGAGAGGGGAGGUUCCAGCCAGUGAUGAGCCGCCGCGUCCCCCUGGCAGAGAAAGCCCUGUCUGAAGGCCAUGCCCGGCUCCGAUACAGGGACACCUCCCUGCUCAUCUGGCAACAGCAGCAGCAGAAGCUGGCGUCUGUGCCGCCCGGGACGUACCUGAGCAGGAGCCGUAGCAUGUGGUACUCACAGUAUGGAAACGAGGCCAUCCUCGUCCGGGACAGAAACAAGCUGGGCGUCUCCCAGGACACAGGGCAGUCCAAGUUUUGCUCCAUUAUGUAAUUCUGGGGUGAAAACGAGCCCAGGCACCAAGCCACCUUGCUGGUCCCUAGUCCUCACUGGGAGACUCUGAACAGUGAAUAUGAAGGCUGAGCUGCAGUAGAACCCCCAAAUCCCAGAGACGGUGCCCUGGCCCAUUCGCAGUCAGGGUGGCGGUGGACUUGGCUCCUGGACUCCGUUCUGAUCUUGUAGGUGCUGUAGGCACAGCCCAGGCCAGGCUAGAUGCCACUGUGGUUAUGCUUCCAAAUAAAUCUAGUGAGAGGGGCACCCCGGUUACAGACAGCCUUUUCACGUUCUUGCAGGUUGUCUUUAGUUUUCGCUUCUGCCUGGUAAAGAACGGGUGAGAUCUAGAAAAAGGUGAUAGAAUUGGCAUCGGGUAGGGUCGAAAAUCCAUUUGCAGGACCAAGAUGGAUGUAUCCUAGGUGGUCAGCAGCAGCAUUUCAGCAGGAACUUUGUGGCACUUGAAUCCUGAGUCUAGUUACCAAAACGAUCUUUGCGUGUGAUGCUCCGCGAUGGCUUCUACACCAGCUUCCUGAUGCUGGAGGUUUGUGGGCAAAGCCAUCCAAAAACCAUGAAAGAAACCCCAAAUUAUCAAGCUACACAUGAGCUGCUCACAGUGAUUUCAGAUUUAAUCACAGAGCUGAACCAGGCAGGUUCUCAGCCGACAGCAGUGCAGCCUCUGCUCUGAGGCUGCAGCUCCCAGCCACCUGCAGCAUUUGAUGCAUGUUGGCCGUUACCACACACAGGCAGCCCUGGCCCACCUGUGUGGGCAGUCUUGAGUCAUUUUAAAAGAAUUUGCUGUCUGCUUAAUUAAAGUUUGUGU
Molecule: messenger RNA, 1945 nt
Organism: Hippopotamus amphibius kiboko
Lineage: Eukaryota; Metazoa; Chordata; Mammalia; Artiodactyla; Hippopotamidae
Gene: BRD3OS
Product: BRD3 opposite strand
Exons: 3
Coding region: 871-1125 (84 amino acids)
Source: RefSeq, a predicted model, not a curated record